Molecule: messenger RNA, 1555 nt
Organism: Sander lucioperca (pikeperch)
Lineage: Eukaryota; Metazoa; Chordata; Actinopteri; Perciformes; Percidae
Product: macrophage mannose receptor 1-like
Exons: 6
Coding region: 198-1202 (334 amino acids)
Source: RefSeq, a predicted model, not a curated record
AGAAAAAAGAAAAUGAGGAACAUUUGCUUUUGCCCAAUACGCAUUUAAUUUGCCUUACAUGCAAAUAAUUGUUGUCUCUGACAGAUUUCCAUGCUGUCAACUGAUACUUAGCUUCUGUAAGCCGUUUGUUGGAAAUGAAACAUAUCAGCAGCUGCCAGUCUGAAGUCACACAUUAAGACGAACCGAGAGCAAACAAGAUGGACAAAGUUCUGCUGCUCAUCAUGGCUGCAUCAGGGCUGAGUGCUGUGUCAUCACACGCUGGACUCCCGUACCAUUUUGUCUAUGAGCAGAAGAACAUGACUGAAGCAAAAAGUUACUGCAGAGAGAAAUACACAGACCUGGCCACUGUAGACAACAUGGAGGAUGUGAAGACCCUGAACAACAUGGCAGAUUCAAGCAAAAUGGUCUACCCAGGAUACCAAACAUACUACAACUAUCGAGCCUGGAUAGGACUGUACGAUGACGUGGACAGCUGGCGGUGGUCACUGACAAACACAAGUUUCUACAAACCUGGGGAGGCUGAGUUCAGACGAUGGCGGACUGGGGAACCGAAUAAUGCAUUCAGUAAAGAACACUGCACAGCGAUGGGUGUCGAUGGGCCAUGGAACGACUUCAGUUGUGAAAGCUCCAAGAAGGCAGUCUGCAUACAUGUCAGAGGGCCAGAUGUGACUUUUAUCCUCACUGACAUCUCCAUGACGUGGCCUGCGGCCCAGAGCUACUGCAGAGAACAGUACACAGACCUGGCCAGUGUGAGAAACAGCACAGAGAACCAGAAGGUGCAGAAGCUGAUACCUACUGGAGAAUCAGUCUGGAUCGGCCUUUUCAGAGACUCCUGGAAGUGGUUGGAUGGAAGUACUUCCUUAUUCAGGUACUGGAAGACUGGGGAACCCAACAACAACGAUGGGACUGAGAUUUGUGUGGCCGCAGCCUUCAAUCAAUCUGGACAAUGGGAAGACUGGAACUGUGGCGUCAAGAGAGCAUUCAUUUGUUUCGGUCCAGUGCCUGCUUCAAAGCAUGUGAUAAGACUGACGUUGGAGAAGAAGAACUCCCUGGAUCUGAAAAACCCUGCUGUGAUGGAGGCCAUGUUGAAGCAGCUCAAACAGAAGCUGAAGGCCCAGGGGCUGGACGACAACAUCACACUGAGCUGGAGGAAGCAGGCCGAUGGAAAAGUCUUCCACAAGAAGAAGAAGGAUGAGCUGUAAUCAGCACUGCGUGUGUUUCUUUCCUUAGAGUCCUAACGGGCCAGAAUAGAGAUGUGACAAUCAGCGGAUUAAAACUAUUUUAAUAAUCACUUCAUCCUUUUAGACAUUGGCGAUUAUGCUAAAUAUUUACCGCUUCCAGCUUCUCAAUAAUGAAGUUUUGAUUUUUUUCUUCAUCAUAUAUGAUCAUAAACUUAAUAUCUCUGGGCUGUAGACUGUUGGAUGAUUGAAACAAGACUUUUGAAUGUAUCUGCUUCGGCUGUGGGUAAAUAUAACAGACAUGUUUCACUAGUUUCUGACAUUUUGUAGAAUAGAUACUUUAAGAUUAGAAAAGAUUUGACUGUGAAAAAAGCCUU